Dermatophagoides pteronyssinus (European house dust mite) is the source of this 1329-nucleotide messenger RNA. Its product is annotated as actin maturation protease. The record is from RefSeq and is a predicted model, not a curated record. Lineage: Eukaryota; Metazoa; Arthropoda; Arachnida; Sarcoptiformes; Pyroglyphidae.
AAUCGAAAAAUGAUCUUCUUCUUCGUCGUUUUCGAAAGUUUCAUCAUCGUUGCUGUUUUUGAAGUUUAUUUUUGUUUUUUUGGUUGGAAAAUUCUUCAUUGAAUCUUCAUCAAAUUUCAAUGAAAACAAUGAUGUUGAUGUUGUGAAGAUUCUCGCCAAGUUUUUCGUCUUUCGUUUUGUUUUGUCUUACUUCUUUCGUUUUGUCUUUCGUUUUUUGAAGCAAUCAACACAAUCGAAUCGAAUGUCUUCGGAUAAUUCAUCGACGAUUGAUUUGGAUGAUCAAUCGAUGAUCGAUAAUCAAUCAAAACCUAUACCACCACCACCACCUCCACCUCCGCCUCCUUAUUUAUCAUUAACCGAAAAAUCAUUAUCAUUAUUAGAUUCAUUUACAAUUAAAAGAUUGAAAUCAAUCAAUCUGGAUGAAGAUCAAAUUGUUUUAUUUGCCUGUCAAAGAUUUAUUAGCCUAUUUCGUUCAUUUAUAAAUGAAUAUAAAUCAUUAACAUUAUUUUCAUUAUAUCAUCAUUGUGAUUCAAUCAUACAGAAUGGUCCUACUUGCGGAUUAGUUGCAUUGAAAAUGUCCCUAACAUUGAUCGAUAAUGAAAUGGAUAUUGAUAUUGGAAAAUUAUAUCAAAAAGCACGAUCAUAUGGUUAUACAAAAUUUGGUGAAAUGUUUUCAGUUGAAAAUAUGGUUAAAUUCAUUUCGAAUGAAUUUUUAUUAACUGUUGAACAUUGUUAUGAUUUAGAACGAUCAAUGUUUGAUGUUGUCAGGCAUUUAUGUUAUCGACAACCAAUUCUUGUACCAUAUGAUGCUGAUUUUAAUUAUGAACCUGGCCUGAAACAAGGUAAUCGUGCACAUUGGGCAUUUAUUUGUGGUUUUUGUUUAUUGGAUCCAAUCGAUAUGUGCAAUUAUCAAAAAAUGGGUAAAAAAAUUUCAUUCAGUGAUUAUAUUAUAACAAUGAAAAAUGAUUAUAAUCAAAAUGAAAUAUCCAUAUGUCCAUUAUCGUUGAAACAUACAAAUUGGUGGUCAAUAUUUGAUUAUAUAAAACGUUCCAUAUCUAUUGAACGAUUAUUUGUUUAUGCCCGACAUGGUACAAGUAAACAUUUACAACUAUGGAAUUAUCGAAAAUUAUGUGAAAGUAAUCGUAAUUUACAAAAAGUAUCCCAAAAAAUUUUAAAUGAUUUUUAUCGUAAAAAUAUGAUCUAUCCAAAUGAUGGUCGUUUAGAUCAAACACUUUCAAAUCAAUUUAUUAUGAUUCAUGGUUAUAAUAAAUUUUUAUAAAAUAUACAAAUUACAAAUUCUACAAAUUACACACUUGAAUAUUAAAAAAU